GUUGAAUCCCAAAAAUCUGUAAUGUAAACAAAGUGCACUACAUAGGGCGCAGAAGCCAUUACUUUCUUUUCCCUAUAGCGUGCCUAUGCGUGGCGUGUGUAGGCAGUUGGUAUUCAGCCAAAACGUACAACAUACUACGUUCAGAUUUGCAUCCUACAGCAUCAGUACCGAAUGAACCAGAAUAAAGCGAUUAAAAACUGAACGCCAAAUCGACAUCCUGAGUGUCAAGCAUAGUGCUUUAUUUGCUCCAAGUGUCCCAGCAGUCAGGUCAGCAUGGCAGAAGCUCACCAAGCUGUGGCCUUUCAAUUCACCGUCUCUCCUGAUGGAAUCGACUUGCAGCUGAGUCAUGAAGCCUUGCGCCAGGUUUACCUGUCAGGCCUCCACUCAUGGAAGAAGAAGUUCAUCCGCUUCAAGAAUGGCAUUAUGACUGGGGUAUAUCCAGGCAGUGCCCCAGGACUGAUGCUGGUACUUGCAGGGUACAUGGGCAGGGCAAAAUAUGCUCAAGUGGAUCCAUCUUUAGGUCUUGUCUUUAAAAUUGGCAAAUAUGUCCCAAUAAGUAAAUACAUGUCUCUGGACAACCAGAGUCGAGUCGGGGGCAUUUUGGUGGGCACAGGACUCUGGGUGGUCAUCAUUUUUACCAUGAGAAGCAUAUUAAAGGGCCUUCUCUCCUGGCAUGGCUGGAUGCGCGAACGUCACGGCUCAUUAACAUGGAAAACACAAAUCUGGCUGGUUCUCGUGAAAGUUUUCUCAGGGAUGCAAACACCAAAUCUGUACAGCUUCCAGACAUCGCUGCCUAAUCUACCCCUGCCCUCCGUUAAAGACACAAUGAAACGAUAUCUGGAGUCUGUGCGCCCUCUACUGGAUGACAAAGAGUACAAAAAGAUGGAGGAACUCGCUUCAGACUUUCAGAAGACCCUGGCUCCCAAACUCCAGUGGUACUUGAAGUUGAAGUCAUGGUGGGCCACCAAUUAUGUCAGCGAUUGGUGGGAGGAGUACAUCUAUCUUAGGAGCCGUAACCCGAUUAUGGUCAAUAGCAACUAUUAUGCAAUGGAUUUCCUCCAUGUUUUACCCACACAUCUUCAGGCGGCAAGGGCUGGUAAUACCAUCCAUUCCAUCAUGCUCUAUCGGAGGAAGCUGGACAGAGCUCAGAUUAAACCGCUUUUGCUACAAAACACUAUUCCUAUGUGCUCAUCACAGUAUGAGCGCAUGUUCAACACCAGUCGCAUCCCAGGCAUAGAGACAGACACCAUCCAGCAUGUGUCAGACAGCAGGCAUAUUGUGGUGUACCACAGAGGGCGCUAUUUUAAGGUGAGCAUGUUUUACGAUGGACGCCUGCUACUGCCACGAGAGAUAGAGCAACAGAUUGAGAGGAUCCUUGCUGACACCUCAGAGCCCCAGCCUGGAGAAGAGAAACUGGCUGCCCUAACUGCAGGAGACAGGGUACCUUGGGCAUGCGCCCGUGAUGCCUACCUUAGACAGGGGAAGAACAGACAAAGUCUUGAUGCUGUGGAAAAGGCAGCAUUCUUUGUUACUUUGGAUGACACCGAGCAGCGUCACAAUCCAGACAGCCCAGUCGAGUCACUGCACAGUUUUGGUAAAUCCUUGCUGCACGGCAAGUGCUAUGACAGGUGGUUUGAUAAGUCUUUCAACUUGAUCGUCUAUAAGAACGCAACAAUUGGCCUGAAUGCAGAGCACAGCUGGGCUGAUGCUCCAAUCAUAGGCCACCUUUGGGAGAAUGUGCUGUCAACUGAUGCUAUCAAGCUGGGUUACACAGACGAUGGCCACUGUGCGGGACAGACUCACCGGAACCUCCCUGGACCUCAGAGGCUACAGUGGAACAUCCCGCCCGAGUGUCAAACCAUGAUCGCCAACUCCCUGUCCGUGGCUCAGGCUUUGGCUGAUGAUGUGGACAUGGUCAUUAUUCCUUUCCAAGAGUUUGGCAAAGGACUGAUCAAGAAGUGCAAGAUCAGCCCAGAUGCCUUCAUCCAGAUUGCCUUACAGCUCGCCAACUUCAAGGACAAAGGAAAGUUCUUCUUGACUUACGAAGCAUCCAUGACUCGUUUUUUCAGAGAGGGGCGGACCGAGACGGUGCGAUCGUGCACCAUUGAGACCUCUGCCUUUGUCAAGGCCAUGGUCAACAAUGAGACGCGAGAGAAGAAACUGAGUCUGCUGAAGCAGGCAGCAGGGAAGCACCAGCACAUGUACCAAAUGGCUAUGACCGGGAAAGGCAUUGACCGUCAUCUCUUCUGCCUCUAUGUGGUCUCACAGUACUUACAACAGGACUCUCCCUUCCUCAAAAAGGUUCUCUCUGAGCCGUGGCGGUUGUCUACCAGUCAGACGCCACUGCAGCAGCCGGAGCUUUUUGAUCUUCUGAACCAUCCUGAGUAUGUUUCCAGUGGUGGUGGUUUUGGCCCGGUGGCUGAUGACGGUUAUGGAGUCGCUUAUAUUAUAGUGGGAGAGAACCUCAUUAACUUCCAUAUCUCUUGCAAGUAUUCCAGCCCGGAAACUGACGCGCAGCGAUUUGGCAGCAACAUCAAACAGGCGAUGCUUGACAUGCUGGAGUUGUUCCAGCUGGAAGCAAGAGCCCUGAAGUGACACGGUGAUGAUGUCACCUAAAUAAUUGUGUUUUUUUCUUUUUGUGUUAUUGUUCAAAUGAUUCAGCCUUCUCAAUUGAUGCAUUUGAAUUCUUGAUUGCUGUGACUAUGAAAUGUUUUAAAAAGAGAAUGAGUGUACCGACUGUGUGUGAACGCGUGUGUGUGCUCACGCGUGUGUUGGUUCGAUAGCGUUAAGAUUUGGCCCUGCCAUAAUAAGCACCGUAACUGAACGGCUGAAGUCAGACAAGUCUCUUGGACAAGCAGUAGCCACAAAUUAAUUGAAAUGCUGAAAGUAAUUUAGGAAGGCAGUGAUCUCAUACGUAACACUCGCAUUCAGCUUUGAAUGAUACUGAGCUCUUAAACCACACCGUCUUACAGUCCGCUUACAUUUUAGCUUACAUUUUAUUGGACAAAAUAACCGGCUAAGCAUCGGUCAGUGAGGAAGCAGUUCUUUUUACCUUGGCUAACUCCUCGAUGUGGUUAAAGGCAUCAUUGUGGUAAUGCUUACUCAAAGUGAUUUCAGUGGCUCUCCUGCAUAACAGUCUUCCUGCACACAUUUUAGAUGGCUUAAUAAUACAGAAGUAUGUAUUACUAUAAUAUAUUAAAUAUUCUACAGUUACAUGAGCAUUUCAUAUUUAACCUGAAUAGAAAUAGGUUAGAAUGAAUUUCGGUUUAUUGUUUACAAGAAAAAGAUUGUGUUUCAGUUUCAUAAACAGCCUAAAAAUGAAGUAGUCAUAUUAUGUUCAUGUGCAUUUAUUUUUGUUAUAAUUAAUUGUUUUUGUUAAAAUUUUGUUUUUAAUUAUAAUAAAUACUUCAGCAAUUUUUGUUCAAAUUCAGCUUUUGAAAAGAUUUAAAUGAGUUAUUUAUUUCACUUUUUUUGAAUAUCUAAUAUUAGCUUAGUGCUUGAAUUUGUCAUAAAAUGAAAUUGAAUGGAAAACUGAAUGUUAAUAUUAUGAAUAAUAUUGCUAUUAUUAAAAAAAGCUAAAUAUGUCUCGUGUUUUUUUUUUUAUUUAUUUAUUUAUUUUUUUGACAUACAGUGUCUUCGACAUUUAUUUCAGAUACUGUUGAUUUCUUGGAUUUUCACAUAGAAAUCUCUAGUUUACACAGAAUAGUUUGACAAACAAGAAACAUGGAGCAAAUGACAGUUCAGAGUUAAAAAGUAAAAUGGCCAGAUUGGUUUGAGCUCUCUACAACCAUGGUGUGUUUAUAUAAAAUCAUUCUUUUCUUUGUCAUUUCUGAAAUUUUAUUGUGUAUCAUUCUCUAACACCAGAUUUUAUCAUGGGUUUAGGAACAAAACAAAUACCAUCAGAGUCCCGUGACUGCUGUUUCUAUGCCAUGUCAAUGUUCAGCAAUAAAUAAAUAAAUCCUGUUCAUAAGGCAGGUUUGAUCAUGUAA
Tachysurus vachellii is the source of this 3989-nucleotide messenger RNA. RefSeq names its product carnitine palmitoyltransferase 1Aa (liver) (gene cpt1aa). Bases 274 to 2595 code for a protein of 773 amino acids. The record is from RefSeq and is a predicted model, not a curated record. Gene Ontology annotation, cellular component: mitochondrion. Gene Ontology annotation, biological process: carnitine metabolic process; fatty acid metabolic process. Lineage: Eukaryota; Metazoa; Chordata; Actinopteri; Siluriformes; Bagridae. Gene Ontology annotation, molecular function: carnitine O-palmitoyltransferase activity. The transcript is spliced from 20 exons.